AUGACGGACGGGAUCCUAGGGAAGGCAGCCACAAUGGAGAUCCCCAUCCACGGGAAUGGUGAAGCGGGGCAGCUUCCUGAGGAUGAUGGGCUGGAGCAGGACCUCCAGCAGGUGAUGGUGUCAGGACCCAACCUCAAUGAAACCAGCAUUGUGUCUGGUGGCUAUGGGGGCUCUGGUGAUGGACUCAUCCCCACAGGGUCUGGCCGCCAUCCAUCUCACAGUACCACUCCUGCUGGCCCCGGAGAUGAGGUGGCUCGGGGCAUCGCCGGAGAGAAGUUUGACAUCGUCAAGAAAUGGGGCAUCAAUACAUAUAAGUGCACAAAGCAGCUGUUGUCAGAAAGAUUCGGCCGAGGCUCCCGGACUGUGGACCUGGAGCUAGAGCUGCAGAUUGAGUUGCUGCGUGAGACGAAGCGCAAGUAUGAGAGUGUCCUGCAGCUGGGCCGGGCACUGACAGCCCAUCUCUACAGCCUGCUGCAGACCCAGCAUGCACUAGGUGACGCCUUUGCUGACCUCAGCCAGAAGUCCCCAGAGCUUCAGGAGGAAUUUGGAUACAAUGCAGAGACACAGAAGCUGCUGUGCAAGAAUGGAGAGACACUGCUAGGGGCUGUGAACUUCUUUGUCUCUAGCAUCAAUACAUUGGUCACCAAGACCAUGGAAGACACGCUCAUGACUGUCAAACAGUAUGAGGCUGCCAGGCUGGAAUAUGAUGCCUACCGAACAGACUUAGAGGAGCUGAGCCUAGGCCCCCGGGAUGCAGGGACGCGUGGUCGACUCGAGAGUGCCCAGGCCACUUUCCAGGCCCAUCGGGACAAAUAUGAGAAGCUGCGGGGAGAUGUGGCCAUCAAGCUCAAGUUCCUGGAAGAAAACAAGAUCAAGGUGAUGCACAAGCAGCUGCUGCUCUUCCACAAUGCCGUGUCAGCCUACUUUGCUGGGAACCAGAAACAACUGGAGCAGACCCUGCAGCAGUUCAACAUCAAGCUGCGGCCUCCAGGAGCCGAGAAGCCCUCCUGGCUAGAGGAGCAGUGA
This is a messenger RNA of Puma concolor (puma), 1026 nucleotides long. It is a transcript of the gene ARFIP2, whose product is annotated as ARF interacting protein 2. NCBI's taxonomy places the organism in Eukaryota, Metazoa, Chordata, Mammalia, Carnivora, Felidae. The record is from RefSeq and is a predicted model, not a curated record. Gene Ontology annotation, biological process: intracellular protein transport; regulation of Arp2/3 complex-mediated actin nucleation. Gene Ontology annotation, cellular component: trans-Golgi network membrane. Gene Ontology annotation, molecular function: phospholipid binding; protein domain specific binding.